UAUGAAGUGGGGCCUGAGAGACAGUGACCCCAUUAAAUGUGUUACUUACAGUACGCCACAUCUGUCUGAUUCUCAUCUGAUUCGUUAGUAGGGAAAAGAACAUUUUUUUUUAGUAUGACUACUAAACCUAGUUUGGAUUUUCACACCAGUGCUGUGAGAGGUCAGUGAUUCGUGACUCAGGUUUUGACAGGAAGGAGUGAAAUAUGAUUCAUCACAUUUCUAUAAAGGACCUGAGUGACACUGAGCUGGUGUAGGUGACACCGAACUCCUCCCUUUUGCUCCUGCGCCGUGCAGAGGCUAUUUUUGGCUUUUCUGUGACAGUCAGAGCGGCUCUCACUGACAGCUGACCGCAGGGGCCAAAUCAAAACAAGACCGCACCUCCACCGACCUGUUACAGCAUCGAGACCAUCACAACACCCCGCCACCCGGACACAUAAAAGACUCCCACAUCCAAGGAGAAGGAGGUUACAAACCAAUAAUUCUCCAUCAGCUUCUGAAUUUGAGUGAGUUUAAGCGAUAUGACCUCAAAUGAGGAGGACAAAGACCCUGAUAUCGAGCUUUUCGUGAAGGCUGGCAGUGAUGGAGAAAGUAUUGGGAACUGUCCUUUUUCUCAAAGGCUUUUUAUGAUCCUGUGGCUGAAGGGAGUCGUGUUCAACGUCACCACUGUCGACCUGAAAAGGAAACCAGCAGAUCUUCAUAAUCUUGCUCCCGGGACUCCUCCACCAUUCCUUACCUUCAAUGGCGAAGUGCGAACAGACGUCAACAAGAUCGAAGAAUUCUUGGAAGAGAUGCUAGCGCCUCCCAAGUAUCCAAAACUGGCUGCGAAGAACAAGGAGUCAAACACGGCGGGAAAUGACAUCUUUGCAAAGUUCUCAGCCUACAUCAAGAACACAAAUCCAGGAGCCAAUGCAAGUCUGGAGAAGGGGCUACUGAAAGCUCUGAAGAAACUGGACAACUUCCUGAACUCCCCUCUGCCGGACGAGAUUGAUGUCGAUAGUACGGGGGAAGAGAAGUGCUCCAACCGCAAGUACUUGGACGGCAAUGAAUUAACGCUCGCAGACUGCAACCUCCUCCCCAAACUGCAUGUAGUGAAGGUGAUGUACCGCUGGGAGAUCUGCUGUAACUGAUCAUUUAGUGCAAGAUAAAAUAGUGGUGAAUGCUGAAAAAGUUCCUAAAACAUUGCUUUUUCAUUGCUGAAAUGUUCCUUUUAUUGCAUUGAAUGUUUCUCAGGGUGGGUUUACCUUUUAAAGUCAAUUUCUGCACAGAUACACACUUUAAGUCUUUCGAAC
This is a messenger RNA of Carassius auratus (goldfish), 1289 nucleotides long. It is a transcript of the gene clic5a, whose product is annotated as chloride intracellular channel 5a. The record is from RefSeq and is a predicted model, not a curated record. The transcript is spliced from 5 exons. Bases 519 to 1127 code for a protein of 202 amino acids. Lineage: Eukaryota; Metazoa; Chordata; Actinopteri; Cypriniformes; Cyprinidae.